Messenger RNA from Aspergillus uvarum CBS 121591, 2118 nucleotides. RefSeq names its product ferrooxidoreductase Fet3. Gene Ontology annotation, biological process: cellular response to iron ion starvation; reductive iron assimilation. Gene Ontology annotation, molecular function: ferroxidase activity; copper ion binding. The record is from RefSeq and is a predicted model, not a curated record. The transcript has 6 exons. Lineage: Eukaryota; Fungi; Ascomycota; Eurotiomycetes; Eurotiales; Aspergillaceae. Bases 94 to 1959 code for a protein of 621 amino acids. Gene Ontology annotation, cellular component: high-affinity iron permease complex.
CAGCACUUUUGACUUCACAAAUUUAUCUUGAUGAAUAGAUCAUUUGAAAAGAAGGACUAUUAUUAUUAAUUUUCACUUCCAAAACAACGGACUAUGCUGUCUUCAGCAUUCCUUCUCGGCCUACUGACAGUCGUCACUACUGUUCUCUCUAAAACAGUAGAAUAUGAUUUCAACGUUACCUGGGUCCUCGCCAACCCCGAUGGUGCCAAAGCACGACCAACGAUUGGCGUCAAUCAUGCCUGGCCUUUGCCGCAGAUUCAAGCUGACAUUGGGGAUACCAUAGUUGUGAAUGUGCUCAACUCGUUGGGCAACCAAUCCACGGCUCUGCACUUUCACGGCAUUUUCAUGGAGGGCACCCCCCACAUGGAUGGGACGGCUCAGGUUUCCCAGUGCGCUAUCCAGCCUGGAUCAUCCUUCCAGUACAAAUUUCAGGUCAACCAGCCAGGAACGUACUGGUAUCAUGCCCAUGCGGAGUCGCAGUACCCGGAUGGACUUCGUGGCCUCUUGAUCGUGCACGAUGCAGCCUCCCCGUACCAUGAUGAUUACAACGAGGAGAUUGUUUUCUCGAUCUCGGAUUGGUAUCACGAGCAAAUGCCGGAGAUGAUGCCACACUAUCUCCAUCAGUCUAUGCUCCAUGAUCCCACGCCGGACUCGAGUUUGAUCAACGACACUCAGAACCUCCAGAUCCCGGUUCGACCUAACGAGAAAUACCUUGUUCGGAUUGCAAAUAUCGGUGGCUUCAUGGGACAAUAUCUCUCAAUCGAGGACCAUGAGAUGACGAUCGUGGAGGUGGAUGGUGUCUAUACAAAGCCAGCACAAGCACAGACCAUCUAUAUCGCCGCGGGUCAGCGCUACGGGGUUUUAAUUGAGGGCAAGAACAAUGCCAGCCGCAAUUACGCUAUUACCGUGACCAUGGACAAGGCUUUGAUCAUGAUGGCCCACUCGCGACCUCAAGUCACUGUUACCGGGUGGUUAGUCUACGAUCCGAGCCGGCCACUCGACGAACCAUCCGCAGAGAUCGACAUCUCGCAAGCAAUUGACGACAUUACGCUGGAACCGUAUGACGGGGAACCACUCUUCACCUCACCGGAUCAGAGCAUCACUCUAAAUAUGGGAACGGCCCGACUUGCGGAUGGAAAAAGCCACUGGACCUUCAACGACAUCGCCUACACCCCGCCCGAAUACCCGACCUUAUACCACGCCCUCGAAGCCGGGGCUCUAUCCACCGACGCCGCCACCUACAACCAAACCACCAACACCUUCAUCCUCGCCGAAAACCAGACCGUAGAACUGGUGGUCAACAACGGCCACAUGAGCCGCCACCCGUUUCACCUGCACGGUCACAACUUCCAAGUGGUCUACCGCUCCGAGGCCGGGAACGGCAGCUUUGCGGACACCGGAGCGACCGAGGCGGAUUUUCCUAGGGUUCCCAUCCGGCGCGACACAGCCAUUGUCCAUCCCGGUGGGAAUCUGGUGCUUCGGUUUCGAUCGACGAAUCCUGGGGUCUGGAUCUUUCACUGCCACAUGGAAUGGCACGCAUACUCGGGCCUCGUGCUCACCAUCGUCGAAGCCCCGCUGGCUUUGCAGGAGCGGAUGCGGCUCACCACUCUUAUCCCGGCGGAUCAUCUCGCUGCUUGCGCGCCUGGGCAGUCCUUGUUGUCAGGAUCGGGUGUUGCGGCCGAUGAAGCGGUCCCAUCUUCCACGCCAGCGGAGAUUGAGGGCGAUGGAGCGAGUUCCGACACCGUGGGUGAUCACAAAAGCUCUGCUGCUGCUGCUGCUGCUACUGCUGAUAGCAAUUGGAACCGGGCGGGCGCUUACCUCGGUUUCUUGGUGGUCAUGAUGAUAGCCACGGGGGUUAUUGUCUGUCGCGAAGUGCGGUGGUGUGCUUGCUCUGGACGAGAGACAAAGUACGCACCGCUGCGCGCGGGAGCUACGGGAGCUGGGGCUGUCUCUGCCUGAGCUUUUGGCGGGGGUCACUUGGUAAAUUGUGGAUGAACAUGCGGUCGCUAUUGCAAGGCUUGUACAUAAAAGGACAUGACCAGAUUAUGCAGUCCCGUGCGACCCUGUUUGUAUAAAGGUUGUGUUGAAGGUGCUUGGUGUAUAUAUUUUCGAUAAUAU